CAGGCAGCCUGGAGCCCCGGGUCGAGGUCCUGAUUAACCGCAUUAACGAGGUUCAGCAAGCCAAAAAGAAAGCCAGCGAGGAGCUGGGCGAGGCUCGGAGCAUCUGGGAGGCCCUGCAGCGGGAGCUCGACUCUUGUGCGUAGGCCAGGGCUCGCCCCGCCCUCAGCGUCAGCCCCCGGAGCCAGAAGACCCUGAGGAUUCUCCGGCUCCACUGCCAGGGGAAGGAAGGUGAGGCGCAGAGGAAGCACAGUGUGCUGCAGGGGUGCAAGGCCCGGAUUUCUGCCCUGAACUCCCAGAUUGAGGAGGAGAAGAGCAAACAGAGGCAGCUGAGGUUGGACUUCGAGGAGCAGCUGGAGGAUUUGAUGGGGCAGCACAAGGACCUCUGGGAAUUCCACAGGCCAGAGCGACUGGUCGGGGAGAUGGACGCCUUGGACGGCAGCAAGGAGCAGCUGCUCAAGGAAGAGAAGCUGGUGGAGGCGAAGCUGGAAGACGUGAAGCGCCGGCUGCGCUCCCAGCUGGGGGCCCAGGGCCCCGCCACCGUCUCCGAGGGGCUCUUCCUCCGCAGCCCGGAAGCAGCAGCCGUGGUGACGCUCCUCGAGGAGGAGAACGGCAAGUCCCAGGCGCUCCUGGAGGCCGCAGCCCAGCGCCACGAGCAGCUGCGGCAGAAGUGCCAGCAGCUGCGGCAGAAGAGGCAGAGGCUGAAGGAGGAGCUGGAAAUGCUGGGGGUGCAGGUCCCAGUUCAAGCCCAGAGCAGGCGAGAGGAGGGGACUGGCCUCGGAGAAGACGCCGCGCCCAAGUCCCUCGGAAUCAGAGAGGAGAAAGACCCGGAGCCGCCUGCCCAGCGAGGCCCAGUGCCCUGCUAG
Condylura cristata (star-nosed mole) is the source of this 863-nucleotide messenger RNA. RefSeq names its product synaptonemal complex central element protein 1 (gene SYCE1). The annotation marks the transcript as partial. The transcript is spliced from 10 exons. NCBI's taxonomy places the organism in Eukaryota, Metazoa, Chordata, Mammalia, Eulipotyphla, Talpidae. Gene Ontology annotation, cellular component: synaptonemal complex. Gene Ontology annotation, biological process: synaptonemal complex assembly. The record is from RefSeq and is a predicted model, not a curated record.